AUGGCCAAGCCGCGGCUCAUCAUCCUCAUCCGGCACGCCCAGUCCGAGGGCAACAAGAACCGCGAGAUCCACCAGACGGUGCCGGACCACCGCGUCAAGCUCACCCCCGACGGCUGGGCGCAGGCCCGCGACGCCGGCCGCCGCCUGCGCGCCCUCCUCCGCCCCGACGACUCGCUCCAGAUCUUCACGUCGCCGUACCGCCGCACGCGCGAGACCACCGAGGGCAUCCUGGCCACCCUGACGGCCGACCAGCCCCAGCCGUCGCCCCUGCGCCGCGACCGCGUCAAGGUCUACGAGGAGCCGCGCCUGCGCGAGCAGGACUUUGGCAACUUCCAGCCCUGCAGCGCCGAGAUGGAGCGCAUGUGGCAGGAGAGGGCCGACUACGGCCACUUCUUCUACCGCAUCCCCAACGGCGAGAGCGCCGCCGACGCCUACGACCGCGUGAGCGGCUUCAACGAGAGCCUGUGGCGCCAGUUUGGCGACGACGACUUUGCCAGCGUCUGCGUGCUAGUCACCCACGGCCUCAUGUCGCGCGUCUUCCUCAUGAAGUGGUACCACUUCACCGUCGAGUACUUUGAGGACCUCCGCAACGUCGACCACUGCGAGUUUCUCCUCAUGCGCAAGCAGGACAACGGCAAGUACCUGCUCGAGACGAAGCUGCGCACCUGGACCGAGCUGCGGCGGGAGCGCGCCCUCGCCACCAAAGACACGGCCACGGCCGCGGCCGCGGCUGCGGCCAGGGAGCCCGCCGACCGGGAGGCGCCCCGGCUGGAGCGCGGCCGCACCUACGUCGUCACGCGCCGCUGGGGAGGCUGCCCCAACGGCUGCAACCACUCGAACCCCUACAAGAAGCGGCACGACCUCGAGGCCCUGCGCCAAAAGGACAGCGAGCGCCGCGGCCGGCAUCGCCACAAGCAGCCGGUCGGCCCGAGCCUCGGCGGCGGCGAGAACGAUGACGAUGGUGACGACGACGACGAUAAUGACGACGACGACGAUAAUGACGACGACGACGAUAAUGACGACGACGACGAUAAUGACGACGACGACGAUAAUGACGGCGACAACGACAACGACGAGCGGCAGCCCUCCGGCCGCGUCAGACACCCCGAACCCCCCCUGCCGCGCAUGCGCAUGCACAUGCACGUCGGCCGCGACUUUGGCGGCUCGUACUCUGGCCACGCCUCGUCGGCCGCCGGCAGCGGCAGCGGCAGCGACAGCGACAGCGACAGCGACGCCUCGCGGGACGCACCCAGCUGCCUCGGCGCCUGCGCCAACCGCCUCGGCGACGCGCCCCCCCCCGCGGCGCGAGCGGCCUCCCCCGACGGCACGGAGGACGAGGACCUGGACCGGGCCGAGGAGCGGGACAGGAGCAUCCGCGGAAGCGUGUACUAG
This is a messenger RNA of Ustilaginoidea virens, 1392 nucleotides long. RefSeq lists its product as uncharacterized. The record is from RefSeq and is a predicted model, not a curated record. Lineage: Eukaryota; Fungi; Ascomycota; Sordariomycetes; Hypocreales; Clavicipitaceae. Gene Ontology annotation, molecular function: phosphatase activity. Bases 1 to 1392 code for a protein of 463 amino acids. The transcript is spliced from 3 exons.